AUGACUGUCGGAAUAGCACUCGUCGGUAGUGGUAUCUUCGCCCGGGAAGAGCAUCUCCCUGCCAUCCAGACAACUGCAAAAUUGAGCUUGAAAGCAAUCUACUCGCGCUCGCUCAAAUCUGCACAGACACUUUCUGAGAAGCUGUCCGACGUGGAGCUCUACAGCGAUGAUCAGACAGGCCAGAGCUUUGAUGACCUCCUGAAGAGAGAUGACAUCAAGGGGGUCAUCAUCGCUUUGCCAAUCCUAGCUCAGCCAGAGUAUAUAAAGAAAGCGUUAGCUGCCGGCAAGCAUGUACUCGCAGAGAAGCCAAUUGCCAAGGACGUUGCCACCGCUCAAGAAUUGCUAUCGUGGACGCAAUCCAAAGCCAGCACGUCCGCCACCUACACCGUCGCAGAAAACUUCCGCUUUCUCGACUCUUUCCUCUACGGGUCCCAGCAAAUUUCUUCCUUGGGCCGCAUCCUUACCUUCCGUGCCCGUGUUGCCACUUUAGUUCAACCAGGUGGCAAGUACUUCGAAACUGCGUGGCGUAAGGUGCCAGAGUACCAGGGCGGAUUCUUGCUAGACGGCGGUGUGCACAUCAUUGCCGCAAUACGCCUGCUGCUCUCUGGUGGCAAGCAGAAUAUUAAGGUUGCUAGUGCAUUCACAGCGCAAUUGCAAGAGCACCUCCCACCGGUCGAUACGCUCAACUCAACCCUGCAGCUCUCAAACGGCUCAUCGGGUACGCUAUCAAUAUCCUUUGGCACUACAGAUAAGGGCUCGGAAUAUCUCAUCGCUUGUGAGAAUGGGAGCGUGCACGUGAGCAUGGGUAAGGUCACUGUGACCAAAGCCGGGAAAGAGGCAGAAGUAAGGGAAUUCAAGGAUGAAGGCAAUGGCGUGCGUCAGGAGGUCAGCGCCUGGGCAGAGAGCAUAGAGAAAGGAGUGAGGAAUGAGAUGCAGAGCCCGGAGGAAGCGUUGCGGGACCUGGAAGUUCUAGAGGCGUGCUUGAGGAGUGGUGAGCAAGCAGGAAAACCAGUGGAACUUACACUAUGA
Cucurbitaria berberidis CBS 394.84 is the source of this 1029-nucleotide messenger RNA. Its product is annotated as NAD(P)-binding protein. The transcript has 2 exons. NCBI's taxonomy places the organism in Eukaryota, Fungi, Ascomycota, Dothideomycetes, Pleosporales, Cucurbitariaceae. The record is from RefSeq and is a predicted model, not a curated record. Gene Ontology annotation, biological process: NADPH regeneration. Bases 1 to 1029 code for a protein of 342 amino acids. Gene Ontology annotation, cellular component: cytoplasm. Gene Ontology annotation, molecular function: oxidoreductase activity; nucleotide binding.